CAUAGAUCAACCAGCCAGUUUUUUCCUGGCUGUGAAGAUGGCGGCGCUCACGCGAAAGAUUCUAUCACGAUGUGAUCGAUUCCAGUAUGGAAUUUCAUUUAGAAAUAUCUCAGUUUCACCUUCACUCAGAGGAAAGCCCACUUUCAACUGGGAAGAUCCAUUUGAUCUCGAGUCCCAGCUGACGCAGGAUGAGGUCUUGAUCAGGGAUCAAUUCCGAACGUACUGUCGCGAGAAAUUGUUGCCACGUGUGGUGGAAGCGAAUCGCAAGGAGAUUUUUCACAAAGAAAUCAUGAGGGAGAUGGGUCAGUUGGGUAUCCUGGGGUGCACCAUGAAGGGUUACGGUGCUGCUGGUGUCUCCUCCGUGGCAUACGGACUCCUGGCCAAGGAGAUCGAGUACGUGGACAGUGGGUACAGGUCUACACUGUCGGUUCAGUCUUCUCUGGUAGCAGGUGCCAUCUACGAUCACGGGGACGAGUCGCAGAAGCAGCGAUUCCUUCCGAAACUGAUCUCUGGGGAACUGAUCGGUUGUUUCGGACUGACCGAGCCCAAUCAUGGCAGUGACCCUGGAUCAAUGGAGACCAAGGCUACUUACGAUUCAGGGAAGAAGGUUUACAGGUUGAAUGGGAGCAAAACAUGGAUCACUAAUGCACCAGUCGCUGACGUGCUGAUCGUAUGGGCCAAGUGCGAGGACAACAUGAUCCGAGGAUUCAUCAUCGAAAGGAAGGGCAACGAAAGCCGACUGUCCACGCCAAAGAUAGAAGGCAAGUUCUCGCUGAGGGCCUCCGUCACUGGCAUGAUCCUGAUGGACAACGUGGAGGUGCCCAAGGAGAACCUACUACCAAACGUUCAAGGUCUCAAAGGUCCGUUCACCUGCUUGAACAACGCUCGAUAUGGGAUCGCGUGGGGUGCACUGGGUGCUGCUGAGGCUUGUUUGACCACAGCCAGGUCGUAUGCCCUGGAUAGGAAGCAAUUUAACAGGCCGUUAGCGGCCAAUCAAUUAGUACAGAAGAAGUUGGCUGACAUGAUGUGCGACAUCGCGAUCGGUCUUCAGGCCUGCCUGAGAGUAGGCAGGCUGAAGGACGAGGGCAGGGCUACACCAGAGAUGAUUUCUAUAAUAAAGAAGAACUCAGCCAUGAAGGCUCUUGAAAUCGCAAGGACAGCCAGGGACAUGUUGGGUGGCAAUGGGAUUUCAGACGAGUAUCAUAUUAUCAGACAUAUGAUGAAUCUAGAGAGCGUAAUUACUUACGAAGGUACAAACGACAUCCACAGUUUGAUACUGGGCAGAGCCAUCACUGGCAUACAGGCAUUCUCUGCAUAGACAAGGGUUAAUUGUUAAAAAAGAAAAGAUGACCGUGGCUACCGGGGGUUGACAGUGGUUAUGGUGGUCGACGUUGAACUGCGCCAGGAUCCUUUCACGCGGUUCCACGACGCCAAAGGACUGUUGCGCGUGGGGAUGAUGCGAGCACGGGGGUGUGAAAUGAACAAGAAUCUGGUAUAGCGAUUGAUUGAAAUGAAAUUUGUCCGUGGGAACUGGGAUCGACGCAAUUCCUUUUAACCUUGCUUCGAAACAAGGGAAUUCUCAAUUGAAAAGGAUACCACCUGUUUUUUCCUUUUAUUUUCUCUUUUGCUUUUUCGUCGACUUCCAUUUAGUAGAAACGUAGAUAAAAAAAAAAAAGAAAAUGGAACACGCGUUACGUUAAUAUGGCGGUCGAGUGGAUCCUGUCGAUUUCCUUAUCGCAUGGAGCAGGUGGUGGUGUUCAUUGAGCCGCGAGGAUUUUCUUGUUAAAAUACAAUCAUUGAGGCAACGCUUAUCGAACGUUCCCAUUUCCUUAACUCGUUUACUUUUCGUGUGUAUUUCACCGAAAAUCAAUUCGAAACAUCAUUUAUUUAUUGCAAUUAAAAGAACAUACGCAAUUUGAGAAAAACUGAAAUCUCAUCAUGUAUGUAAAGCGCAAAGACGUCCGUCCGUGUCACUUCUCAACAUGAGAACUACUAGGGUUAGAGAUACGCUUUAUAAGUAGUUAGAAAGGUCUCGCUGAGACUAGCUCAAAGCCGUUGCGUUUGUGGGGCUAAGUGAUCGGGGUCAAAAGUUACAGAGAUUUCAAUUUUUCUAUAGAAAGUCUAUGGGUCGCUCAUUUCAGUUGCGCGCGCAUUCCCUUAACGAUACGUAAUGUAUCGGCAGGGGCACUAAACCCGGGAGAAGUAAAGAAGAAGAAGCGAUCAAGACUUGAUAUUUGCCGAUUUCUUCCGCUCAGAUCAUAUAUAUUUACUUAUACGAAGAAUGAGCGGAGCGCCGGUAACACUCUUUGGAUAGCCACCUGAUAUCAUCUUGGGGUAUUUGGGACCCCGAAGCACCGUUGACUCUUCCUGUGUACUGACAUUAUGGUAUUCGGGGUGUCUGGGACCCCGAAGCACCGUGACUGCAUACCACUAUAUGUCAUCGUGGGGUGCCAGGGACCCCGGUGGCGCUUUUUGCAUACCGACCUGUCAUCCUGGGGUGUCUGCGACCCCCAAGGCUACGAAUUCUCGAAAACAAAGGCUACAAGUUGUCAUGUAGUUUCCACCGUUUCUGUAUAGAUGACGCUAAGAUCGAAUUUUAAAAAUAAUUUAUGGCGCUCUUUUUAAAAUAUAAGUUUGUCAAACAUUUAUUUUGAUAGUUCUUCGGUUUCGUAAUAAAUAAAAGGGUGGUUAGCCGAGGCCCAGCAGAGAGAUAAAAUCAUACAUUUUAUUCCUCUUUAAUGAGCUUGUUAAUAAGCGGAAAAAAUAAAUUAAAUAAAUUAAAUGAACACCGAAGAUAAAUUAGAAGCAUAUGUAUGUUUAAUAGGUUGAUUCACACCGCUCGGCGGUCGUACCUCGUUGUAGAAAUAAACGGGAUUGUUUCGACGACCAGAUGGGGUUCGCUUUUUAUGAUUGCAAAUUGACAAUUUCCCUGGUAAUCUGUUUCUUCAUUAACAAUCAUCCCACACGAAUUUGAUACAUUUUCUUCUUCGACAUCCAAGGGAUGAGAAAGGGAGAUGAAAAUGAAAGAACCAACACGCACACGCUGUUUUCAGCGCAAUUAAAUUCUUUAAUUGUUGUCAGUCGGGUUCGAAAUACACUAGUCGAUCGUUUAUCAUUAAUAAUUAUUGUAUAUACGUGGUACUCCUCCGGAUAUAAAUAAUACAACGUCAAUAAAAUAAUGACAAUAUGCGUUCAUCCUCUUCGUUUCACUUUCGCCUUAACAAAAUUACACGUUGCGUUUAUUAUUAUAUUAAUUAUUACCUACUUCGCACGGUGUUUUUCCUAGUGGAAAGAACACGUACACUGAGAGUUAAAUAAAAAAAAAAAAAAAAAAAAA
Osmia bicornis bicornis is the source of this 3337-nucleotide messenger RNA. RefSeq names its product glutaryl-CoA dehydrogenase, mitochondrial. Bases 38 to 1318 code for a protein of 426 amino acids. Lineage: Eukaryota; Metazoa; Arthropoda; Insecta; Hymenoptera; Megachilidae. Gene Ontology annotation, cellular component: mitochondrial inner membrane. The record is from RefSeq and is a predicted model, not a curated record. The transcript is spliced from 9 exons. Gene Ontology annotation, biological process: fatty-acyl-CoA biosynthetic process; fatty acid beta-oxidation using acyl-CoA dehydrogenase. Gene Ontology annotation, molecular function: flavin adenine dinucleotide binding; glutaryl-CoA dehydrogenase activity; fatty-acyl-CoA binding.